AAAUGGAAAAUACAAAUUUGUACUCGACCAUACAGAAGGAGACUUCAGCGCGUUGUGAUAUGCUUAGCAAUGUGUGGAAUCGUUUUGUUACCAAGACGAUUUAAAUUAUAAUAUUGACGUUUCAGACAAGGCGCAGCUUAAUUUAGCGUGUGCAGGAUAAAGUCACAGUGUUUACAAGAACAACGCACAAUGACCAGCUGUGAAGAUUUCCAUCAUCGGAAUAUUUUCCAAGAAAUAGUUGGGUCUAUACAAACCUUUUGGGAAGAACACGAGAACGAAGACUUUCAGGUCAACAUUGAAGGUGCAUGCAUCAAGUGCCACAGUUUUAUACUUGCCUCUUGUUCGGAGUUUUUCAGAAGUUUAUUUAGAUCGCAUAUGAAAGAGAAACGGGAAAUGAAAGUUGACUUGCAGAAUAUUUCCCUGAACAUUUUUCAGCUCAUUCUCAAAACUCUAUACACCGGAUGUGAGCUGUUGACUACAGACAAUGUCCUGGAAGUUUGGUCUGCAGUUCAUCAGCUUCAAAUUCAUUUCUUAAUUAAACAUUGUGAGGACUUUGUGGUUAAAAAUUUGUCCGUGGAAAACUUGGAAAUGUACAGAAAUCAAGCCGAAUUUCUUCAGUUUACCAGAUUUUCUGAAAUCGUUUUUCCUUUCAUGCUUGAGAACUUUAUGUCUUUCAGAAACACGGAAGCAUUUUUGCAAUUAGAUUUCGAAGACAUUCUCAAGCUUGUUGAAAGCGAACAUCUUGUAGUAAGCUCCGAAGACGAUGUUUUAUUUUCAAUCUAUGACUGGGUCAGUUAUGAAGACCCGACAGCUUCCAAUGUCCAGGCAAGUGAUGGAAGUGAUGAGACCAACAACUUUUUGACUGUCGCUAAUGAAGCUGAUGCUAAAGUUAACUCCGAGAAUGACUUCAAUGAUGGUGCUAAAAAAAGAGAAGAAUCUCAGCCAGUUCUGGGUCAGUCCAAUGAGAGAACUAAGCAUUUGCUUCAACUUGUAAAAGCUACCAGAUAUUUUUUAGUCUCCGAAGCUUGCAUUAACACUCUUUUAACGAAUAGGUUAACACGUAGUAACUCUCAGGUUGAACACAUUUGGCGUGAAGCUUCGGUGUUUAAAAAUUCCAAUACUCAAAAUAGAUUUUGGCCAAACGCGGCCAUUCACCGGGAAAGCAGUCCGUUCGAAAACGUUGGAAUCAUGUGUGGAUGUAUUUUUAAGGUUUACUCGUUUCAAAGAAAUAUGUGGCUCUACACGCCCAACCUGGGCUAUUUCUCAGAGGCUAAGUAUAUAGACGUGAACGGCCAGUUCUACUGCUGCUUCAACGGCACCAACAGGAAAGGAGUGUAUCACUUCUGCAACAAUAACUGGGUCAACGUUUUGUUCUCGCCCAAUGAGGUCAAGCUGUUUCUGUCACAUGACAGGUUCAUUUACAUGUUUAACUCGGACAACAAAAAAAUUGAAAGAUUUCGACCCCACAGCCAUGGAGCAACCUGCAGACAUCGCCGAUCGACGAUCGUGACUGAGAGUUUUUACCACGCCAUUAACAACGCACAGUACGCAAUCAGUUUCGAGAGGAGUAUUCUUGUCUUUGAGUCGGUGGGAAAUAACGACCUGGCGAUAGUUCAUUGCUGGGACACAGAACAAAAUAUCUGGACUCGUUUAACUGAUCUCGAUUUCUCCGCUGACAACAUGGCAAGCUUCAGUAAUGAACUCUUCACGUACAUAAUUGACGAAUCUGGGCGUUUGUAUAAGGUCGAACGCCUUGAAACAAUUCAAUUUACAUUCAUCAAAAAAAUCUGGGAUUUUCAAGCUCUACUGAAAGGGUCCGUACUUUUCAAGGACACACUAUAUGUCUGUGGCGAAUUCCCAGAUUAUGGGAAAUAUAUACCAGAAAUUAAAUCCAUCUACUCGUCAUUAGAGUUUCUUGACAUGGCCUAUGGAGGGACAAGUUUUGUCCCCUUUAUUAUUUCGAAAUCUCUAAUUAAAUAAAGGCGAAUAAAUUAUAAACCUCAUACAGAACUGACCAAAAGACGCGAAACAUUUUUUCAUGUCUUAGAAGGGGAGAAAAAUUGAACAGGUGAAGACUUUUAAGAUAUAUAUAGGUUCUGUACAUCAUAACUGCAGGACAUACACCGUUUCUCUUUAAACAAACGUUAAUACACAGUGGGAUAGCUAGGGUUGGGGGGGGGGGUGUGCAAAUAAAAAAAUCCCCCGGGCCCCCACUUGAGGGUCCCCCAAAUGAGUGUCCACAAUUUGUUAUUUUCAUUAAAUUUUACGCCAUUAUCUAAUGUCAAAUGCAGGGGCCCCUAAAGAGGUCAAGCCCCCCGGGGCCCCGAAAUUCCUAGCUAAGACACUGUUAAUACCUACUUUUUAACAAAAAGCUCUACAGAUGACUAUAUAAUAUAAUUACAAUAUCUACUAGAUAAUGUUAUGAGUCAUUUAAAAUGUGUAUAAUUUAAAUACCUGAUAUGGAAGAAUGUCUAUCAUAUAAGAGGUUUAGUAUUUUAUUUUUAUUUGUUUAUCUCAGCUUACAAAAUAAAUGUUUGUACAC
Messenger RNA from Biomphalaria glabrata, 2542 nucleotides. RefSeq names its product kelch-like protein 8. Gene Ontology annotation, molecular function: protein binding. The transcript is spliced from 2 exons. The record is from RefSeq and is a predicted model, not a curated record. The coding region runs from base 190 to 1980 and encodes 596 amino acids. NCBI's taxonomy places the organism in Eukaryota, Metazoa, Mollusca, Gastropoda, Planorbidae.